ACUGUCAGUAUCUCCUGACAGUGCAAUCCUAUUAUACACAGUGCUCACAGCCCACACUGACCAGGCAGCUAGUAUCCCCUGACAGCACUAUUUGCAUAUAGAUAAUAAUCGCACAGCUUACACUGAAUAGGAGCCUGUCAGUGUCCUCUGCCAGUACGAUCCUCACAGCCUUCACAAGUAAGGAGAAACCACAUUCAGAGCUGAUUGGUAGAGAGCUGACCAUGUGACCUCCUAGCAUAGCAACGCGUCCAGGGCAACCAGCCCUGCUUCAGAGCUCACUGCUAUUGACGUGCUUCUCACACAGGAAGUGCCUUGUUUACACUGUUCACAUGAUGCGGCUGACAGCUUCCGGCCCACUGCGAUUCUCCAGCAGUUGCUAGUCUUGGUCAAACACAUAACCUGACCUUAUAUUACCACAAUUUGUAAUUGUUUUGCUUCCUAAUGUAUAUUCAUACUGUAUAUUAUAUGUAAGUGCUGUUUCUGUUCCUGUACUUUGAUUUUCAAGUUUGGAUUGUUACUCCUCCCAUGUGUUUUUGGCGCCCAUUUUUGGGCUAUAUAAACCUGCUAUUGUUGUACUGUCCUUAUCCUGAUCUGAGGAAGGGAGGGAUCCUCCCGAAACGCGUAAUCUUGUCCAUUUUAUUGUUUUUUUAAUAAAAUGUCCUGCUGAGGACUUUCCUAUUACCUUUGGCAUCCGCCUCAUCUGUCUACAAGAGUCUGCAGCGCCAUACCUGAGGGUUUUUUCCUGCUCUACUUCUAAUAUUGACUCCCAGGACGACUUGUUUCCUCCUGCAACCCAUCGGCAUAGCAGCGACUCGUACUACAGUACCCAGAUUAUAUCGUGGGUGAUAUGCUUUUUUGCAUAGAUCUCAAGAUUCUUCAACACAGGCCGUUAGCUGUAACGUGCCAGAAGAGUUUCUACUCAUGGCCGAGGCGACCGUGACUACCCUCCCUUCAUUCGCUACCAUGGACCUCAAGAAUACAAGAUUAAACAGGAGAUCCAUGAUGUUCGACACCCUUGUGACUUCCACACCAUUCAUUGGAACAGUGAUGUCCUCCUCUGAUCCUGCAGGUACUGUUAAGGUUAAUGAUUUUGAACAAAUGAAAAGCCUCUUCUUUGAACUUGAAAAACUCUCAGCGGAAGAAACUCACCAUCAACUGGACAGUGCUUUUCUUAAAGUAUAUCUGAAUGAAAAACUUGUUCCCAGGGGUUUAAGACUGAGACCAAUUGCAUCAUUCAAAGAGGACACUGAGUUUUACAGUAAAUGGGAAUAUGCUUUAAACUUCUGUUCCUCCACACUCCUUCAAUUAUUAUCAGAAAAAAGGGACUCAGUUGUAGACCACCUCUCGGAUAAAAUCGAUAACUGCAUAUUUGCACUCUCGAAGUUCCAACAUUUACCGGAAUACACAGAGUGGCAGUUAUCUCAUAACACAAAAUCACUCAAGUUGGAAAAAGAAAUAUUACAAAAAAAGCUGACCAAGCUGAACAGAGAUAGGAAUGACUAUCAGAAUAAUAACAUCAAAUACUGGCUCAAAACAGACAAACCACAUGAUGGGAACCUCACUUAUAGUAAAAACAAAAAUAUUAAUAAUAAGACAAAUAAAAAUAAAUAUCCACCACGUUCCUUAAACAAUACUAAAACCUUCAGACCAACUUACAAAACUACCCCCCAGCCACCAUCUAAUCUCAUUCAUAAAACCACAACCCAGAAUACUACUCCUCGGCAACCCUACUCCCACAAACCCAGACGCCUUAAUCCAUCUGAACCUACCCACCAGUCACACUCCAACUCUUUCCAUAAACAGCUUUCUACCUCUGAUUGUCACUCCCAUCCAUCCAAUAUUAUACCACAGACCAGCACUCAUACUACUACCGUCCAUCAUCCCACCAUCAAUACGGCUCCAUCUAAUCCACCUCCUCAGGAACUCAUUGAAUUUAUUAACUCAUGUAGCCUCAAUCCACCCAAACACGAACCUUCUAAACGCCUUCCUUCAGGCCGUUUCUCUUCAUCUGACCAAGAUUCUCUCCUUGAUGACUCACUACUAACCGUUCAUAUCACUACCCCCCCUUGCAGUAAUGAUCCAGGACGCAUAUAUUUCACCCCAAUGGAGAACCCCCCCACUAACCAUCCCAAACUCUCAAAUACCACCAUCCCCAAUAUGGAUUUAUCCUUACCCCACAACCAACACAACACUACUGUUUUUUUAGACCUCCCCCGCAGAAUUCAGAUAUCACCCCCACCUAUGAAACCCACAACCCCUAUGGAACUAGUGGACAUAGCUCCCCCUUUAGGGGUAAAAAGAAAAGACCGCGGAGACGGGGAUGCAGGGGAGGUCGAAAAAGAAACGAGGGAAGACAAGAGAAAAAGGAAGAACAAGACACACAAGGUUGUCCAAAUAUAGACACUGUUAAAAUAUUCAAUCUCUCUACUUAUAUUAUCAAUGAUAUUGAAAAUAAUAUCCUCAAAAGAGGGCUAUCAUUCUGUCCGACGGGAAGGUCCAACAGCUUUGACCUAUUUAUUGACCUUAAUAAUUUUGUGAAAAAGCUUACUAUUAAAAGGUUUUUCAAUAUCAAAGGUGAACCACAAGGGGAGCACAGCCACACCACUGAUAUAGAAUCUAUGGUACCAGCACCUAUACACACUGACCUUAAACCAAAAUCGAACUUCUAUCCCCUCCAAUCGAGAGGCAGUUACCUUGAUACUUUUCUUAGCAUGGUCGCACACGAUCUAGAAAAACUUACUAAAAGAGACAAUAAAUAUGCUAAUA
Messenger RNA from Hyla sarda, 2766 nucleotides. RefSeq lists its product as uncharacterized. The record is from RefSeq and is a predicted model, not a curated record. Bases 922 to 2400 code for a protein of 492 amino acids. The transcript is spliced from 2 exons. Lineage: Eukaryota; Metazoa; Chordata; Amphibia; Anura; Hylidae.